Messenger RNA from Anoplophora glabripennis (Asian longhorned beetle), 1099 nucleotides. RefSeq lists its product as uncharacterized. The transcript is spliced from 5 exons. The coding region runs from base 50 to 883 and encodes 277 amino acids. NCBI's taxonomy places the organism in Eukaryota, Metazoa, Arthropoda, Insecta, Coleoptera, Cerambycidae. Gene Ontology annotation, molecular function: structural constituent of chitin-based larval cuticle. The record is from RefSeq and is a predicted model, not a curated record. Gene Ontology annotation, cellular component: chitin-based extracellular matrix.
UGCAUUUUGGCCCAGUGUGGUUUAGUGGUUCUUGCUAAGAUAGGAUAACAUGAAUCGUUUACCGGUACUAAUUGUCGCCCUAGGCCUCUUGGCGUGCUGCCACUGCGAGCCACAGUACCAGAACAAGCAGUACGACGACUCAGAGCAGUACAACUACCAAAGGACGCCCCCACCCCAAAUCCUCACCCACAAGCAGGCCUUGAACCACGACGGCAACUUCAAGUACCUCUUCACCUCAGAGAACGGCCUCGCGCAAGGGGAGAGCAUAGCCCCGGAUGGCUCCAGGAACGGAGGCUACAGCUAUGUUGACCCUACGGGGCGCAAGAUCUCCGUCAAGUACACAGCCGGUAAAGAAGGAUUCAGGAUCUUAGAAGCGGACCAUCUGCCCAAGGCUCCCCAGCCCAUCGCUCCCCUACCGGUGGCGCAGAGCGCAGCGCCUCAGGCCUACAGGCCACAAGCGUACAACCUUCAGGGAGCAGGCGCUGAAGACGACGGGCAGUACAGGCCCGUCUACGAAAGACCGCAACCAUUGGCCAGGUUACCAUUACCUCCUAUCACCCAAGCGAGACUAGCCUAUCCUCAGCCCUCAGCCAGUUCGAACACCAUCGACGAGAAAGAAUACGACGACGAACCCGGAAAGGCUAACAGUUUUGGAAAUGGGUACAUCUUCGAGUUUUCUGAUUCUAGGAAAUACACGGAAAUUGGCGAUGCGACCGAUAUCGCGUUAUUGGCCAGGUUACCAUUACCUCCUAUCACCCAAGCGAGACUAGCCUAUCCUCAGCCCUCAGCCAGUUCGAACACCAUCGACGAGAAAGAAUACGACGACGAACCCGGAAAGGCUAACAGUUUUGGAAAUGGGUACAUCUUCGAGUUUUCUGGUUAGGGUCAUUUAGGGAUUAGGAACUUUGUUAUUGCUAGGUGUAAUAAAUUUUGUAUUUGGUUGUGCGUUUUAUGUAAAUGUUUCCUGGUAGAUUCUAGGAAAUACACGGAAAUUGGCGAUGCGACCGAUAUCGCGUUAGUGUGAUUAGUUUCUAGGGGACAAAUUUUCUACGUAAAUAAUUUUAUUUAAAUUUAAAAAUAUCCUUCAGACUCUUUAUAU